AUGUCAGUCAAGCUUUCAAAGAGGCUGAGCAGCAAAAAGAAAAAACCCCUUAAAGACAAUGCCCAGUCAGAGGUUCUACUUAAACUGGGUCUGGAGGAGUUCUGGACCACACCGCUGGACCCAGCAUCUAUGUUGGACAUCAGCACCUGGACUCUGGAGAACCAAGCUCCUCUUGAACCCAAGGAUCUACCCAACACUUUCCUCCAACGCCUUUGGCUGCUUAGCCCAGAUGCUCGGAGUCCUUGCUGCCAACUUCCAUCUGAGGCUCUGGACAGUGCCAACAAAUCAGCUGAGGAGAUGAUCAAUGGUUUUGGAGGAGAGAGCCAGUGUGCCAUCAACCCCCUUGACCUAGUUACGGCUGUCUUUAUGUCUUCCAACACCUUCCUUCAGCAGGAGAUGACAGUGCGCAUGCUGCAGUGCCAGUUUGCUGUGCCCCUGGUACUUCCAAACAUAGAUCCAGAAAAACCUAGCCGCUUCCUCCUUUGGCCUUUGAGAGGUGCUGUGAGCCAAUGGACGUCUCACUUUCCGUGUACAAACAGGAAGGUCCAAAAGGGGGUUUUGGCAAGCACAUGCAUGCCUGUGGUUUCCUGUGUGAAGCUUGGUCACUGUGGUGUCUCCAAGUCACAGGUUCUAAACAAUGUUAUAAGUGGACUCAGAUCUCAUAGUGAAACAUUUCUCCACAGAGGGAUGGAUGGAGGACAACUUCCCCGGAGACUCUCCAAUGGCCUGAUAGAGAUUGGUUGGUGUCUCCCCACUGGAGAAACUGACAGAGAUAUAUUCCCUGUCCCUGUGGCCAUCUGUAACCUACGUGGAGAUGCCAGUGUGCAUGAGAAAUGCCUUAGUCUUCUAUGUCAGGCAUCUUCAGCUGUGGUUAUUUUCUGUGGAAAUCUGAGGGAGAAAGAAAAACAACUUCUUGCUUACUGUAAAGAUAUGGCAAGCAAGGUCAUAGUGAUUGAUGUCUCUGACAUGGAGAAAAAUGAGAACAGAGUUGUGGGGUUUGUUGAUCAGAGCCUUGAAGAGGACAUGGGGCUUCCAGAAGGAUCAGUCCUGCCAGGAAGAGAUCUGAAUGAAGAGGAACUCGCUGAUAGGCUGUGUGACACCCUAAAAUAUUUGUUACCAGACAAACUGAAACAUGUUACACUUGAAGCAGCAGCAAAAUUAGCAGUGGAGCUAGAGCUUAAUGUGGAUGAAGAGGUGGUCUGUAAAAAGGCAAUGGCCACAGUGGAGGAAAUGUUGAAAGGUUUAGAUGAGGGAUCUGCUCUGUUUAGGCAGAAACAGCUGCCUUUGCAGGGGGCUUCAUGGAGCAAACUGGCAGAAAUAGAGAAAGAGGAGUGUAAACAGAAAAAAGAAGGAAAAGAAAUCGACUCUCAACUGCAAAAAGAAAAGAAAGACAUCUUGGUCGAGUUGAGCAGCUACAAAAUGACCCCAACAAUGAAGAUUUUCACAGAUGCCCUUUUCACAACAGAUAUAGUGGAGAGGACUUAUUUCCUUAGCUGGAUGAAACUAAGGCUUUGGAUGUUGCAAAUGGAAAAACAAAACAGUCCACAAGAUCUAGUCACAAAUCAGCAGACCAAAGGGAAUAAUGGCAUGCCUGAACAGUCAGAUGAGCUUGAAAAUGGAGUUAAUGACAACUCAGAGUACAGUGAUAGUUUCUGCACAGAUACAUCAUUUGAAGAGGAAGACAUUGAAGACCAACCUGUAAACACUGAACUGGAAGUUUCUGAGCAACAGUCUGAGAUAGGGCAAGAGUCAAGGCACAUUUUGCAGAUGUCUACAGAAGAGACCAUAGAACCAGAGUCACAACUAAAAGAACAUCUUGAGUCCACACAAGAUGCAGUCAUAGAACAGCAGUUAUCUGAAGAGAAAGAGAUUCAGGGUGAAGAGAUUCUUGAAAACAACGGAGAACAAAUUUCAGAUCCAAUCUCUGAGGACCAAAACCUUCGUUUAGAGUCUAGAGAAAAUGGAACCUUGAGCCCUGAAGGGAAACAGCUGGAUGGACCAGAGCUAACACUAGAUAUGUCACAUGUGGCUUCUUCUGCCGAGCAACAUAUGAGCAUAGACGCUUCUUUUGAAGAUCAGGUACCCUCAUGUUCAGAGCCUUUUGAACUUCAUCCGUUCACGCUGGGGCUCGAGCAUUUUUUGCGUGAGAUGGGGCUCAUUUUUGAGCUCACACACAUCAGCCCUGGUAGUGGGAGCCACAAUGUUCUGCGUCUCCCCAGUUUAGCUGCAGACCUGAUUCUCUAUGGGAUUCCACUUGAACUAAUGGAUGGAGAUGCCUCUAACAUCCCCAUCCGCUGGUUGGGCUGUGUCUUUGCGGAGCUCAAACGCCGCCUUCCUCAAGAACAGUUCAGGACCCGCAUACUAACAAGCCUUGGAGGGCAUCAUGCAAGAAAUGCUGAGGUUCUUUCUGCAUUAUUUGGGGUGAAAUUUCCUGAGGGAGGGAGAAGAUCCACCAGAGGGGUGUACAUGGUCACUCUCUGCCUACCUGAUAACCUCAGAAAGGACAUGGAGUGCGAUUUUUUGAUGUUAAUUGAUGUAGAAGGUCUCUGCUCAAUGCCUCUAGACAACAGAAUAAAUACCCAGACCUGUGACAAUGAGAUGGCCACUGUAGCAGCAGGACUUAGUGAUGUUUUAAUGCAAAACAUCUCUUCACAUGCGGGUUCUGAGUUUGAGACUAACUUCACUGUCAUAGUCAAUGCUCUACUGCGCAUCAAAGAAUGUGGCUCCAUGCCCACUUGCCAUGUCUUGGUCCAGGAUGAAGGAAUAAACAGCAUAUUACAAGCCUCACAGUUAAGGCGUGUAUCUGACAUGCUUCAGACUGAGACUGGCGACAGAGGAAUUAGCAAUGCUGAUAACCAUUAUGCAAAGACCACAAGCUGUAUCACCUCUGUCAAAGGGCCUUGGUACAAUGCAUCCCUAACUGAACCAGUUGAUGCACAGUAUAAUAAGGCUGUGUUGAAGCUUAAGCAAAACCUGUUUGGGGCAUUGAAGAAGUGUGCAGCGAAGUCUGAAGCCUCAGGUCUGCCUGAAUUUGCAGGCCGUCUGUUUGCUGUUUGGGAUGCGGUGAAAGCAAAAUCAUUCUCCGUUGGUCUGCAAAAUACUGACAUAGCUUUAGCAUUCUCCGUAUUGUGCACAGAGCUUUCCCAGUGGGAGGAUAAAUUCCUGGAACACAUGGAAAGUUGGCUCAUGGGGCCAACAAAGAGAAUAAUCGACACAAAGGCAAAAGCUUUAGACAUUACGAUAGAAAAUGAUCUUCUGAGUGAGUUGAAGGAUGAAGCCAGAGAAGAGGUCAAAACAGAGAUGGAUAAACUCAGGUCAAAAGUAGAGGCCAAUUUGAUGAAAGAUGACCAUCUCAAAAUGUACAUCGAAACAUUCAAGCCAAUCCUAAUGAGCAAUAUGGAUGAUCUCCAGGAGCGAGUAACUGAAGAGAUAGUACAAAGGUUGGAGACAGUCAACGAGAGCCACUGUUCUUCCACACAGCUGAAAAAAUUUGAAACCUCACUGGAAAAGGUGCAGGAGUCGAAGCUACAUGCACUACUAGAGAACAGCAAGUCAACCAAACAUCUCCUUCAAGAUACAGAACUGGAAGAGGAAUUUGAGGAUAUCUGGAGUAACACACUGUCCAACUUUGACUUCAGGCCUUCUGAAACAGAUGACAUUACUGCAAGGGUGACAGAUAUUCUGAGAGAGAAUCUCAUCAGUCGUGGUCUCCAGAAACACAUAAAGAAGCUUGAAGUCACUGGCCAAAAUCAGCCCACUAACUUUCAGGUUUAUGAUGAGCACUUUGGAUACCGCAGCAGAUUAAAGCACAUGUUUGAAGACAACAACAGAUUACAGAGGAUAGAAGCUCAACAACUAGCAUGCAAUAUCAUAGACGAAUACAAUCAGUUUGUAGCAGAUAAAUCAAGUUCACCAGCAGAUUUCUCUGACAGCUUCAUUACAGAAAUGCUAGAAAAUGUUGAGAAAGCUUUGAAGGAAAAAUCUAUGGAAAUCAGAUCAGCUUUUGAAGUGGAUCUGAAAGUUUAUCUCUGUAGCGCUGCAUGCCGAGACUUCCAAAAACAACAUGACCGCUACGCCAAGGACAGAGAUCUUUUGACAUGUAUCAAUACAACCAAGGGUAAGUACUUGGCAGAGUUUAUUUACCAGUUGAGGAAGAGAGACCAGUGUCAGAGGUUGGCCCAGACAUUCACUACCAUGGUCAUCAAACCCACAGUGUUAGAUUACAUCUAUCGACCACUUGGGAAGCGUAUCGUGGAGGAGAUACAAGGUAAAUCCCCACAGUAUCUGUCCCAACAGGCAUUCCACAAAAGCUUGCUGGAAGAGCUGAUAAGGGAAGACAGGUUUGAAAGCUUCAUCGAGUACUUGUUUUCCUAUGACAGCUUCAGACUGAGGAAGAUCCAGGAGACAGUGGUGGCUCACCUGUCUGAAUCAACCAAUUUGGAUAAAUGGAGACAACACAGACUUGGAGAAAUUGUAGGAAAAUUUGCAGCAGCAGUGAGCCAAACGGCAGAAGGCACCAAUGGUGUGCUAACUGAUACAAAGCCCCUGCUGGAGAGAGUGUGCCUCACUCUGGAGAGAGAUGGAGACAUAGAUGUCACCAGGGCCUCUCUGAAUGGACCACUCUUCAGUAUCACCACAGAAUGGGAUCGCUUCAUCACAUGUUUAAUGGAGUUACUGGCUGCAAUGCGGUUGGACCUAGCCCAGGAGUUCUCCCAAAAUGUGAAUAUUAACCAACUUCUUCAGUGCCUUCCCAUUCAACCUCAAGACUCCAUUUUCAACAGAGUAAGAGGAUGUGGCAAGCAAUGUCCUUUUUGCAAAGCCCCCUGUGAGGUGGAAGAGAUUGAGCAUGAGGUUCACAGGGUCUUGCUCCACCGGCCCAAGGGUAUGUUUCCUUGUGAAUCCUCCUCUCUGUUCUGUAUCAGCUGCCCUGAAAGCAUGACCCAGGCCAAUCUGCCCGAGAACAUGGACACACAGCAUAUGUCUGUGGCAUGCAGGGACCUCCAUGCCCUCGACCCAGACUGGAGCAUCUCCCCUGAGGACCCAAGCAACCAGACACCCAAUGCUUACUGGAGGUAUGUGUUGGCGCGGUUCAAUGAAAGAUUUGCAAAGGAAUAUGAGCAGGAGCCAGCAAAGAUUCCUGAGGAGUGGAAGAGGAUCACUCAGGAGGAGGCCCUUGACAGUCUGAAAGAGGCCUUCCUCACUUGA
Thunnus maccoyii (southern bluefin tuna) is the source of this 5205-nucleotide messenger RNA. RefSeq names its product interferon-induced very large GTPase 1 (gene gvin1l2). The record is from RefSeq and is a predicted model, not a curated record. Gene Ontology annotation, molecular function: GTP binding. Lineage: Eukaryota; Metazoa; Chordata; Actinopteri; Scombriformes; Scombridae. The transcript has 3 exons. Bases 1 to 5205 code for a protein of 1734 amino acids.